Molecule: messenger RNA, 1008 nt
Organism: Botrytis deweyae
Lineage: Eukaryota; Fungi; Ascomycota; Leotiomycetes; Helotiales; Sclerotiniaceae
Exons: 1
Coding region: 1-1008 (335 amino acids)
Source: RefSeq, a predicted model, not a curated record
AUGCACCUUUCUCGCCCUCUUUUUUCUCUCUUUGCCAUUUGCCAUUCGGCCGUAAAUGCUCUACCACAAAUCCGAACCAUUGAAACCACAUUCACAACCAUUAUCACCGCCAAAGAUGAGUCGAUCACAAGACGCGUUACUUCAACUCCCAUCUCACAAUCAUUAUUGCACCGCAAAAAUCGCUUUGAAUCAGAGAUAUCAGUCGUCAACAGUGCCAUCUUCGAAGACUGUACUCAAGUCGAAACAUCUCAAGAUGUUCAAGUCUUCAGUUGUGCUUCUGUCUUCGCAUCAUCAUUACUUGAGGAUCUCAGUCUGUUUUCCAAGCCAACAGCCACUACAAUUUUCUCAACUGAGACCGUGAUUCCGGUGCAAGCUACAGGUGUUCAGCGUCGCGAAGUUUUGACGCUUGGUGAUGAGGUCUUCACAGUAGCAGGGCUAGUUUCGUCAUUGAACUUGGGAGCUAUUGAGCCAUACACCGCGCCAACUCCAGACAUUACUCUAUUCAAACCGCAUGCUCUAGUCUCUCCCGGCUCAAUCGCUACCGAGACCAAUGGUCAGCCCAUUCAAGCAAUAGCCCGCCGUGGUAGCGAAGACGAAUCUGCUGUUGACAUACCUACCUUUACUACUCUCUCACCGGUUCAGCCCCCAGUCUCCUCCCAAAACUCUCUUGCGACAAUCACAGCACGCCAGGAUAUUGCGAAUCUUACCCUCGCUGGUUGUGGUACUGCCCCUGGCGGUUUUAUCACAUGCGCUCAAACUACAUUCAGCAACUGCGUUAGUUCAGCGGGUGAACAGACAUGCAAUGGGCAGAUUCCUUUGCCUUCUUCCACUACUAGUGAAGUUCAAUCGUUCCUCCGGGUUGUUCCGACCACCCUGCAAAGAGGAGGAGAUAUCAUAACCACAAAUCUGAUCUCGGGCUUGUUUCGCACGACUCUUCAAGCUCGCGCAUCUCUUGCGACUGAGGUUCCUAAUGCUUCCCAUGAGGACUUCAAUAGUGAUGAUAAGUAG